This is a messenger RNA of Anguilla anguilla (European eel), 2140 nucleotides long. Its product is annotated as homocysteine-responsive endoplasmic reticulum-resident ubiquitin-like domain member 2 protein. The coding region runs from base 391 to 1566 and encodes 391 amino acids. The transcript is spliced from 9 exons. Gene Ontology annotation, biological process: endoplasmic reticulum unfolded protein response. Lineage: Eukaryota; Metazoa; Chordata; Actinopteri; Anguilliformes; Anguillidae. The record is from RefSeq and is a predicted model, not a curated record. Gene Ontology annotation, molecular function: protein binding.
UGAGCUGCACAUCGACGUCAUUUCCGGUAACAAAACGACUCCAUCUUGCAGAAGUCGGAGAGGAGGUUGGCAGUUCAAUUGUCGGGGAUGUACUCUUAAAAGAAAAUCAGGGGGUUAACGAUAAAGAUGUACGACUAAGGCGGCCAAAUGUUUUUAGGAACAGUAGGCUGCUCAUUCCCGUCAGAGAUCUUUUGCUGCAGAGAGAAAAUCCACCACAUCCCCUGUCUUUGACUGGUGUUGUUGUUGGUGCAGGUUUCCUGCUUUGUAUCAUGGAAAUGUGGGAGCAAGUCUAACAGGAAUUUAGCAGAAUACAUACCUAAGGGAGACGGCAGGAUCAAACAGUAGUGACUCUUCCCCUGCUGCAGAAGGUGGGAGUCCUUACUAUGAAACAUGGACCAAGGUGUAGUUGACAGUCCUGUCACCCUUGUCAUCAAGGCACCCAACCAGAAGUAUGAUGAUCAGACUAUAAACUGUUUCUUGAACUGGACGGUGGAGAAACUGAAAACGCACCUAUCCAAGGUGUACCCCAGUAAGCCGUCUUCCAAGGAUCAGAGGUUGGUGUAUUCUGGGCGACUCCUCCUGGAUCACCUGCAGCUCAGAGACGUGCUCAGGAAGCAAGAUGAGUACCACAUGGUUCACUUGGUGUGUGCAUCUCAGACGCCACCUGGAUCCCCCCAGCCAGGCGGCAGCGUUGGCGCCCCUGGAAUUCCCAUCCCAAGUCCCUCGACUGCAGACAGCUUGGGAGCUCCCUCUUCAGCUGCAUCCCCCGGUCAGGACGGCCAGCCCAACCCUGAUGGGCUGAGGCUUCGGGCAGGCUCCGCCCACAACUAUGCCUACAACCCCGCCUUCAUGCAAGGACCCUUGGGGGCCCGGUUGCCGAUGCAACAGGGCCUACCCGUGGGCGUCCCUGGCUACCCCAUGUACAGCACUAUGCAGCUGCUGUGGUGGCAGCAGAUAUAUGCCCGGCACUACUACAUGCAGUAUCAGGCAGCAGUGGCCUCCACCCAGACCCCCAGCCUGGACCAGCCUCCCACACCCGGCCUGCCUCCGCCCCCCCAGCCCGUCCUGCCCAACAACCCCCCCCACGAAGAGCGACCCGCCAACCCCAACAUUCAGAUGAAUGCCCAGGGCGGCCCGGUGCUGAACGAGGACGAGCUGAACCGCGAUUGGCUGGACUGGGUGUACACCGUGUCCCGCGCGGCCAUCCUGCUCAGCAUCGUCUACUUCUACUCCUCCUUCAGCCGCUUCGUCAUGGUGACGGGCGCCAUGCUGCUGCUUUACCUGCACCAGGCUGGCUGGUUCCCCUUCAGGCCCGAGUUCGACCCGCAGAACCCUGGAGGCGGGGCUAACCGGGAGGAGAUGGAGGCGGAGCCACACCGUGAGAUCCAGGAAAUGGAGCGGAUAAUGGACGAAGGGUUGGAGGAAGAGGAGGGGGACAGCGGGGAGGAAGGCCCCGACGACUCCAACGGCGGGCCCCGGCCUGGGUUCCUGUCCUCCGCCUGGUCCUUCAUCACUACUUUCUUCACAUCACUCAUUCCUGAGGGUCCGCCUCAUGCUGCCAAUUGAACCCAUGCAACACCACCUACUCCCCCAACCCCUCCCUGGAAACCCCACCCACUGGGGCUCCACUCCAUGCUGCUGCUGCUAACGAUCUUUUGAUUUCUGCCCUUGGCCAUUUGCUGAGCUCUCUGAGGCUCCACCCCUAGAUUGCCAAUCAGUCAAUCAAGCUCCAUCCCACGCUGUCAGCUGUACCCCACAAAAUACACAUAUAAAUACAAAAUGGUCAGCUGUUUUGUAAAAAAAAAUAAUAAUAAAUACAGUCCAAACCUGAGGGAGGUUCCAAAUCAACAGCAGUUUUCUGCUCAAUGCUUAAUGACAUUUUUCAGGGGCGGAGACCAACAACCCCACCCACCACCUGACUGCCCUUGUGAAAGACUCCCCCCUCAGAAAAAGUAAAAGCAAAAUAUGGUUUCAUCUCAAGGGGCAUUAUCCAAGAAACCAAAAUUUUUAGAUGAACGUUUCUUCAUAUGUAUAUAAGUACAGUAUCUAUUUACAUGUAUAAAUACCUACAUUUCAGUGCAUAAUGAACUUGAUUAGUUUGAAAGAAGCAUUUUGGAAUAAACCUGCUUCAGUUACCUUG